This is a messenger RNA of Myripristis murdjan (pinecone soldierfish), 4606 nucleotides long. It is a transcript of the gene il2rb, whose product is annotated as interleukin 2 receptor, beta. Lineage: Eukaryota; Metazoa; Chordata; Actinopteri; Holocentriformes; Holocentridae. The record is from RefSeq and is a predicted model, not a curated record. Gene Ontology annotation, biological process: immunoglobulin mediated immune response; cytokine-mediated signaling pathway. Gene Ontology annotation, molecular function: cytokine receptor activity; protein binding. The transcript has 10 exons. Gene Ontology annotation, cellular component: external side of plasma membrane. Bases 122 to 1870 code for a protein of 582 amino acids.
GCUGAAGAACGAGAGGAGGACCUUCCACAUUCAUCAGUCCAGCAGCAACAGUGGCCAGGACAGGAUGUGUUUUCUCCCAGCGACUCAUGUCUACCCUCACUGACCACAGCUUGUGAGUCAUAUGGGAGUCGUCGCCAUGGAGAUCCUGUGGUCCUUAUGUCUCGUGGUGGUUCUCGUUUCAGUGCAUCCAGCCAAAGCUCGCAGAGGCCUGCAAGUCCAAGGACUCUCCUGUGUAAAUGACUUUGUCAAUAAUGUGAGUUGCACAUGGAACAGUUCCCACAUUGAGCCUGGCAUCGACUGUUGGAUCUUUGGCGAGAAGAAAAGCUGGGUGAUGGGGGAUACGGGAGCCUUCCAACAGCUGCCCAUGAUCCGGAGCUGCAAGCUGAAACAACUGGGAAGUUCUGUUCAGGGCUGCAGUUUUGUCUUUGAAAAUAAAGCGUUCAGCUGCUCUGAGGUGAUGUCCAGCAUCCGUGUGGAGUGUAAUGGGACGGCAGUUGACAGCCUGACAAAAUAUGAACCAUGUUAUCACAUUAAAAUGCACCCUCCAGGGGCUGCCAAUGUCAGCAUCAACGACAGCUGGAUAUCCUGGACACCAGGCAGCCCUCGCUCCAACCUUUUCAUUCUCUUUGAAUUCGAACUGGAAAUCAAACAGAAUCACCAGAAAUGGAAGGAGGCUACCACUCUCCCCACAGACAGACAAGGGGAAAGAAUACCUGACUGGGCGAGGAAGGCAGGGCACUAUGAGGCCAGGGUGAGAGUCAAGCCUUCUGAAAUGUACCCUAACAGCCACUGGAGUGACUGGAGCCCUGUGGCAUCCUGGGUGAUAGUAGGCGACAUGACGCCAGCCCUGGAGGACAAAGUGCCACCUCUGGACCAGACCAGAUUCAACCAGGCCACCUAUUUAGUGAUAGUGAUAAGCCUGUCCCUCUCCUUUUCGCUCAUAGUUAUACUGAUCGUCUGUCUCAGAAGUUGCAUGCGCAAAGGGCUCUUCAAGAGGAAGCCAGUGCCAAACCCCUCUAAGUACUUCCACACUCUGCACUCUGUCCAUGGAGGAAACAUCAAGAAAUGGCUGAAUCCCCAGACAGCAUCAGAAUCGUUCUUCAUAGCCCAGCCAUGCGACCAGAUCUCCCCGGUGGAGGUGUUUGAUGUCUGGGAUGUGGUUCGCUCCACCACACCUUCCUCCACCACCACCGCCCUGCUUCACUGUCACUCUGGCUGCGCCUCCAGUGGCUUGGGCAGCAGUGGUGUUGUCGAACAUUCCUCCUCCUCCUCCUCCUCGCCCUGCUUCUCCAACAUGGGCUACUUCUAUCCCAGCUACCCUAGCACAUCUCUGCGAAUCGAUCCCAGCCCUGACUACUUCACCUAUCGUGAUGAUUUCCUCGACAGCCACAACCUCCAACUCUCCCUCUGCCCCUUUCUUGCUGGCUCCUCAACCUAUGAGGGCUUGCACUGUCCCAAACGAGAGCACAACAUGGAGCCCCACAGCCCAGACUCCGGCUUUGGGGUCGGCAAGGAAGAUCAAGCGGAUUUUGAGGAGGACGUGGAUGUGGGUCAGGAAGAGGUUUCAGGUGAUCAUCAUGACUCACCGCUUCUCAUCUUCCCUCUCCAGCUCCCCUCCUGGAUGUGUCCACCUUCCUCCCCUCCACCCGCUUGCCCCCCUUCCUCUUGUCCACCACCCUGCCACCCUCCCAGUCUCCCCCAGGUACACCCUGACCAAGAUGUACCUGUGGUAGCGCCCAGUGGCAGUUAUGUGUCUUUACCUGUUGGGGGUGCCAUGUGCAGGUCUUCCUCGAUGCCUGUGGAGGCCGGUAAAACAGGGUAUCUCACCCUCAAAGAUCUUCAGACCACCUACAGCAAUAAGUCCAUCUGAACUGCUGGCCAAGUCCAUACCCCAAGAUUUUACACUGAUCCACACCGUCCACACUGCGAGCAACUUGGCUGAUGGUCGCUCUGUUCUGACUGACUGUGGUUUGCGUGACAGUCUCCUGCAGCGAAAGGGUAGCACAGUUUUGACCUAGAAAAAUGAUGUUAUACAAUUAUAUCACAUAGUUUUUGCUGCUUUGGUAUUGCCUUUCAUAACGUUACAUUACCUGAAUGAGUUAACAUAACUAGCUAGCAAGCACUAAUCAGACGGCAUUAAUUAUUAAUAAACAGAAAAAAAAACUAUUGCAACUAAUGUGCAAGCAUCUUUUUGGAGACGUUUAUUCCUGUGGACAUUCAUAUGAAAGCAACUAGGAAGCUUUAAUUGGCUGUUGUCAACUUCUUGCCCAUUUUGCAUUUGUUCAUGAAAUGAAAAUAUAUCAUUUGCAAAACAAAGACGCAUAGAAACCAGAGUGGCUGCUGACAACCAGUGAAGGUCAGCCUAGGCCAACUCUCAGCCGGCAAGAUUGUUCACACACAGUCCCGAGUUUACCUGGACUGCUUGGCCCUAUAGGAAAUUAAUGCUCUUCUGAUAACCUGUUGAUUGUGUCGACUGCACUGCACUUACCCCUGAUUUACUAAGACGGGUGCAAACCAGCAGCACAUGCUGAUAACAGGCAUAAGUCACUAUUAUCAGUUUACCAAGUGAUUUACUAACAGCCAUUGCAAUAUCUGACACAAUUUGCCAAAUAGAGUCCCUGUUUAAACUGUUGCAUCUGAAUAAUCAAAUCCAGCUAAUUAAUUGUUGUUAGUACUUCCAGUUCAGUGAUAGCCUACAGUAAUUACACAGAAUUUCUACUGUGAAUUUUAGACAGGAGAAAAAAUAUCUUGUUUCACUCAAGCCCCGAUGCACCUGCCACACCUGGCACAUUAAAUGAAAUACACUGUAAUCCAUUAAUUAUGUAAUGUCAUCCCUACCUCUGAUUAAUAGGGAAGUGCCUUGUGAGUCGAGCAGCGUGAAUUGACUUUGGAAGCGUAAGCAUAAGUAGGCUGCUGGUAGAUUUAAAAAUAAUUUUUAAGUUUGUGCCUACAUUAAAACAUGCUUUCACUGGGUGGUAAAUAGCAUCCAUAAUUCACGGUUAAACACUGCCUCUCCUUUAGUAAAUCAGGUGCAAGGAGCUGUUAUAAUAAUUAGAAUAAACUCUCCUUCAUUUGUGUGCUUUCUGGCUGACACACACAAAUAUACAUAUUUAUCAGUUCUAAGGAGCAAAGUCUUAGAACCCUGGUGUCCGCCUUCAGCUGCACUCACAACAUUAAUCUCAGAACUGUGACUUUUUACACCAUUAUCACCACCAAAAACCUUUAGUAAAUCAGGGUGUUAAUGAGGGGUGAAAUGACAUUUUACCAAUCUGGCUGAAGUAACUACACUGAAAAUUGUGCCUCACAUUCAGUCUUUACCGCAAUUAUAGCCAUGAUUGUGUCAUAUCAGAACUACUUUGCAUGCCAAAAACCUUAAAAAUGUACAAACAAAUGUACAUGAAUUUGUCGUGGCUACACUGGUGUAGAAAAAUACGGAUCAUGCUGUGUCACAGGGCAUUCUGACACAAGGACACGGACAAGGACGGUAGCACAAGGACAGCCUGAUCUUGAACACAAGGUCAGGCUAUCCUGACGAGACAAGAGUGCUAGGGGCUGUUUGCUGUAAUAUUUCAUUGCAGUUUUUGUAUAAGACAGCCAGGUGAUUAUUUGUUAUAGACUACCACCAUUUAUGUGUAGGAAAAUUCAUUCAGAAAAUUGCAAACUGCCAAAUUCAAACUACAGUCUUGCUUGAACGUGUCUUGGUUCCUUCAUGAAAUGCUGCUAUCAGUCAUGAAGGACACACAUAAAUGCAGUUUUGAUGUUUUUCUUUUUCUGUUUUCUUACUUUAACUCAGAGGCUACAUGAUCAAAUGCUGAGUGAAAUCUAUUAUCCUUCAGCUCUUGAACCCGGGUAAAACUCUGUUGUAUAUAUAUAUAUAUAUAUAUAUAUAUAUAUUUUAAAGUGGCUGGAUGUCAGUGGCAAUUUAUUUUUUUUUCUAUUCCUGGAAAAAAGUACUUUUUGCAGAUUGGUCAGCAGCGGUCAAACUGAUUUAGAUUUUUAUGUCAGCAAUAAUUAACUACUUAUACAAACAUCGCUUUACAGUGGCAUGUUUUCUCGGUGGAGAUUUUGUUGUGAAUGCACAUGUUAAGUUUAAACCAACUGACCUGGUCUAUUACCUACUCAAAGCAUUAUACUGAAUUCUGCCCAUAUUUAUCUGCUGUAAUACAGGGAGGCAGCUGGUUUGCCAUUGCUGUAGUAUGUUAGUUGAGGUUGUCUUGUUUUGUUUGUAUUUACAAAUUAUUUCAUUCAAGAGUUUUAUGUACACAUUUUUGAGAAAAAUUGGCCACCUGACAUUGAUUAAAUAGUACAUCAACCUGGUGUUCAUUAAUCAGUGUUUCGCGUCUAUAUAUCAGUAUCCAUACUUAUUUCACUUAAGGUAGUGUCACCUUUUUCAAGUUAUUUUUUUUUUGAGUGAAAUUCUUUACAAAUAUAUUGCAUUGUCUCUGUAAUCAAAUUUCUAAAAAAAAUACAUGUAAAUCUUUUUUUUGUAUGUCAGACCUUUGCAAUUCAUUCAGGCCAGUGGUCUACGCUGCUACGGUUGUCUGUAUACAUGUAUUUCCACUGUGCAAACACCAAGCAAAAUAAAAGCUCUGGCAGAAAUGGGUCA